AUGACUGCACAAAACGGAUUUACUUCAAAAAUAUCAGACAACAAUCACCAGAACGAAUAUUUAUUUGAUAUUAAUUUGCUUGAAUCAAUAUUCCAAGAUUACUCAUUAAAAGAUUCGAAGCUUUGUGGAAAUAUCUACGAUGGCAAAUAUAUAGUUCGACCAUUGGGAAAGUCAGAUUUCGAUCAAGGUUAUAUUGAACUACUUCGGCAAUUAACUGAAUGUGGAACAAUUACAUACGAUGAUUAUGAAAAACGUUUUAGUGAAUUAAAAGAAUGUUCAAAUACAUAUUAUACUGUGAUUAUUCAAGAUAAAAAUGUUGACCAACGGAUUGUUGGGUCAGCAACACUAGUUUGUGAAAAAAAAUUCAUUCGUCAAUGUGGUACACGUGGUCGAAUUGAAGAUGUUGUUGUAGAUGAUCGAUGUCGUGGACAACAACUAGGCAAAGUACUUGUUGAUUUGUUAACGCAAUUUGCGCGCGAUAAAUGUGAUUGUUACAAAAUAUCAUUAGAAUGUAAAGAUCAUUUAGUUAACUUUUAUCAAAAAUUUGGUUACAAGCAUGAAGAUCAACAAAAUUAUUUAUGUCGACGUUUUGUAACUUAA
Messenger RNA from Rotaria socialis, 600 nucleotides. Lineage: Eukaryota; Metazoa; Rotifera; Eurotatoria; Philodinida; Philodinidae. The record is from the annotation of a GenBank genome assembly.